AUGGUCGGAAUCAACAUGAACACCGCCGGGUUUUUGGGCUCUCGCGCUGGAAAGGGACUCCUGAAUGGCGAUUCCAGAGUUUUCGGCAAUAUCUUCCCUAUGCCCUCUGCUGUGAUCGGAGCGGCUUUUGAUCCGUCGGGCGUUGUGCCCUCGUCUCGUCUUUUGUGGAAUCUGAAGAAGGGGUUUGUUUUUGAUGCUGUUUAUCGGGUUCCUGUUAUGAUGCUUGCGAAGGAUGGAGCUGUGUCUGUGUCUGUGUCUAUGAAUGGAGUUGAAGGUGAAGAUAAGGUUGACGAGGUUGAUAGCAUGGUCAACAAGAAGGUUGGCGUGAAGACCAACAAGGUUGAUAAGAAGGUUGAGAAGAUGGUCGAGAAAAUGAUCAACAAGAUGAUCGACAAGAAGGUCGGCAAGAUUAUCGAAGAUAAGGUCCAUGAGACGGUCAAAGACAUGGUCCACGAAAUGAUCGACAAGAAACUCGAGAAGAUCAUCAACAAGAAGGUCGGCAAGAAGAUCGACAAGGAGAUUAAGGACAUGGUCCACGAGAUGAUCGACAAGAUGAUCGAAGACAAGGUCAACAUGAUCGAGAAGAAGAUCGAAGACAAGGUCGAGCAGAAGAUCAACAAGAAGGUCGACGACAUGAUCGUUAAGAUGAUCGAAGACAAGGUCCAUGAGAUAAUCAAAGACGAGGUCAACAAGAAGAUCAACAAGGUCGAAGACAAGGUCAAGAAGAUCGAGAAGAUUCAAGAUAAGGUCGACAAGAAGCUCGACAAGAUGAUCAGCGAGGUCGAAGUCAAGGUCAACAAAAAGGUCGAUAACGUCGAGAAGAAGUUCGGCGUUUGGGAACACUCGAAAGUGUCUGGUUAUCGUACCGAAGUGGUUGAGCAUAUUAAAGCCAUCGAAAACAUUAAAGCGGUUGAGCAUAUCGGAGAGGAUGCGCAUAUCAAAGCCAUCGAAAACAUUGAAGCGGUUGAGCCUGUUGGAGUCAAACACAUCGAAGUUGCCGAACACAUUGAAGCACCUGUCGAGGUUGCCGAACACAUCGCAGUUGUUGAACAUAUCGAAUCGAAUGAGCAUGUCGAAGUCGUUGAACAUAUCGGAAUGGACGAGCAUGUCGGAGUUACCGGACACAUCGCAGUUGUUGAACAUGUCCAAGCCGCAGUUGCGUUGAUGGAGUCAGUCCUCCAGUCUGAAAGCUUGGGUGAUCCCCCUGUCAUGAAAAAUCUCGAAGUCGCUGUUCAUUUGAUGGAACAGGUUUGUGAACUUGCGAGUUCGGGCGACUUGGAUCUCUUGAAACCUAUUCAGGUUGUGAUCGAUCUGCUGGAGUCGAUCCAUAAGGCUGCAGGUUUGGAUCCUGUGCAUGUCGUGAAGCCUGUCAAGGUUGAGUCAGUAUGUGAGCCUGCAAGUUUGGUUCCCCCUGUCAAGGAAACUGUCAAGGGAAAUGCCAAGAAACAUGUCAAGGAGCAUGUCAAAGUCGCUGUCGAUCUAAUGAAGCUGGUGUGCGAAGCCGCGAUUUUGGGCGAUGAUGAUCUCUUGGUGCCUGUUCCAGUUGUGCUCGAUCUGAUGAAGUCGGUCGUCAAGCCUGCAGGUUCGGAUGGCGUGGAUGUCGUGGAGCCUGUUAAAGUUGAAUCAGUGGAUGAGUCUGCAUGUCUGGAUGAACCGCAUGUUCAAGCUGCUCUGGAGCCGAUUCGCAAGCCUACGAGCUUGGGUAAAUCGGAUGUCAUGAAACAUGUCAAAGUUGCUUUGCAGAAGCCAGCCCAGAGAUCAGCCGAAGAGAGCGCUUUUGGAAAGAAGGCAAGUGGAUCUGCAGAGUCGAGUCAUGUGAAGGUUAUGGAGUCCGUCAAACACACGACUUGGAAAGCAGAUGCUGAUGCGAAAAAGCCGUCGAUUAAGCACAACAAUAAAGAAGCGGCGGCAGCUAAGACUCCAGCCCCAACAAGCGGCAAAUUGACACACCGGUCUCUCGCCGAGAUCGAUAGAAUCACUGGAGUAGAACCGGGCAAACGCAAGAUUUCGCUUUACUCUUUCACAUCAUGGAACCACGGUCGCGAGCGCUAUCACGAAGAUUGGUCGGACGACGAACAUAUGGGCCAAAUCAACAAGUACAUCGAUGAGAAUGAGAGCGAGAUCUCAUCUCCUCCGCGGCUACAAGACUACGAGACGGACAGCGAGUGUGAUCCCAAAGCCCGGUACGCAGCGGCUGGGAUUGAUAUCAGUUGGGUGGGUUGGAGGGGGGAUUCCCCCCUCCAGAACAACGCCAGGCCCGCCCACCGGCCCAUCGCCUUCGACAUUCCGUCGGAGUACGACUCCUCGAGCAGACAAUGCUCGAGUAACUGGAGCCAUCGGCUCACCGAGCUGUCCUGGGACAGCAACAUCGACAGCCCCUUCAAGCCGAAGAGGGUCCGGGGCGGAGCGGACCCUCUUCGGCUUGAAGAAAGACGACCUUCGUUCGUCUUGAUGUAG
Molecule: messenger RNA, 2457 nt
Organism: Aspergillus homomorphus CBS 101889
Lineage: Eukaryota; Fungi; Ascomycota; Eurotiomycetes; Eurotiales; Aspergillaceae
Exons: 3
Coding region: 1-2457 (818 amino acids)
Source: RefSeq, a predicted model, not a curated record